Mercenaria mercenaria is the source of this 1649-nucleotide messenger RNA. RefSeq lists its product as uncharacterized. The transcript has 2 exons. Gene Ontology annotation, molecular function: protein binding. NCBI's taxonomy places the organism in Eukaryota, Metazoa, Mollusca, Bivalvia, Venerida, Veneridae. Bases 23 to 814 code for a protein of 263 amino acids. The record is from RefSeq and is a predicted model, not a curated record.
UCACAUGCAACUGAUUUAAAAAAUGUUAAAAAUGUUUACGAAUGUUUUCACUGCAAGCUUCAUCGUUCUGGUAAUUUUUCAUAUUUGCGUUUCUGAACCGCACUGUUCUAAAUUUCACUACGAAGAGAAGCUCUUAGAAAAAAUGAUAAGACUUGAAAUUUCUGUGGAAGCAAUGAAAAAGGAAAUUGAAGAGUCUCGGAACCAGGUAACGACAACUCUUGGUAAUCUGCAGACAGAAAGAAACACAUGGAAGGAAACAUUACUGACCAUGAAAGACGCAAGCAUUACAGGAUUAGACACUGCUAUUCAAGAGGCAAAAACACAAGUUCAAGAGGAACUAAACGUACUAGCGGCUGAGAAAGAAAGAUGGAAUAAAGAACUAAAGGAGUGCGAGAAAAUACCAGAGGUCGUUUUAUUCUCUGCUAGACUUCCCAAACAAACACCGGCAAGCGGACAAACAAUGGUUUUCACAGAGAUCAUCUUAAAUAAAGGCGACGCUUACAACAAAGAAAAUGGUGUAUUUACCGCUCCUUAUACUGGCGUUUAUACGUUUACUGUACAGUUCUGUGCCUAUCCUGGAAAGCUUGUUGAUUUUGCCUUCAUGGCCAAUGACAAACCGUUUAAGAAAUCACGGAUCCAAAAACACGGUACUAGUUAUUUUUCCUGCUACAGCUUUGAUGCCAUGACCAUUGUUAAUAAGAAUGAGAAUGUGAAAAUCAAGAUUAUAUCUUGCUCUAGUUCAGGAACCAUAUUGCAUGAGAGCGGUAGUAAUUACUGGAACACAUUCUCUGGCAGUUUUAUUCAAGCGCUUUAGAAGAAAAACAACAAUGCCAUUGACUCAUUUAACAAUACAUGUAUAAUUUCCACAUGUUUUACAAAGAAUACGCAAAUCAUAUUUGAAAUAUUGUUCCUGACAUUUUAAUUGAUUAAAGAUAUUUUUGUAAUUAUCAUGUUUAGUAAGAAGUAUCAAAAUGAUGACACAUUCUGUCACAAAUUCAAACUUUUCAAAUAUCUUAAUUAGUAAAUAAUAUUUGGGGUUUAUCCUUGGUAUCAGUUUCCUUAUACGUGUUUAUAAAGAGGUAUGGAAACUGCGCCUCAAAGACAAAGCUAGACAUUAACCUUUACCCUGCUAUAUUCUAAAAUGGACUGCUCGAUCAUUCGAUUUGGGCAGUACAACUUAUCAUUCAAAGGAGUGUUAACUGAAAAUGCACUGACUGAAUGGCGAACAGUUCAGACCAUGAUCAGCCUGCACUGCUGAUCUUUAUCUGCACAGGUCGCUAAAGCAAAAUCACUUACCUCACAAUACCAUUCUUUAUAAUCUGACUGCCCUGUAAUUAUUCUUUUCAAUAAUUGUUUUCUCUAAUAUCUGUCAAUGAUUUGGGUACUUAUAAAAGCUAUUCGCCCACAGUUUCGGUGAAAAUUUUCAACAUGUUCAUUUCCACUAUGUUUGGCUUAGAAUUUAUAUAUGACUCUGUAAAAUGAUAAUGUGGGUGAAAAUAAAAGUUACAUAUUGGUAAAGAUGCAAAAAGAAUGUAAAUUUUCUGCAUUAGUGCAAAAGUAUUGCAAUGGUUUACUUUGCAAUGGUUUACUACCUUCUGCACAAUAUUUUUGGUUACUUACAAAAAUAUCUUGCAAAAAGUUUUUGUCAA